UACGAAGGGGAAAUGUUGAAUUCUCAACGGGAAGGCCGUGGCGUCUGUUUAUUCCACAGCGGAUUUCUUUACGAAGGGGAAUGGAAACGCAACAAGGAACACGGUUUCGGUAAGCUCAUGACGUCGGAUCGAACACGUGUUGUCUAUCAGGGCGAAUGGGAACGUGGACGUAUGCACGGGGUCGGAUCUUACCAUUAUUCGAGCACUGCCAUCGCCGGUGAUGCAAAAAUCCAGUCCAAAUACGAAGGUGAUUUUAAAGAGAAUUUGCGACACGGAGAUGGCACCUACGUACUACCCGAUGGGUCGGUGUACACGGGCCAAUGGAGAGAUGGCAUGAUGUCUGGACGUGGGGUAUUCACGUGGCCGGAUGGAUCAUUGUAUGAGGGCGAUUGGAAAGAUGGAAAGAGACAUGGGUUAGGUGUUUUAAAAGUUUCGGAUGGAUUCUCUUACGAUGGCAAUUGGGUAAGGAAUGCGAUGGAAGGACGUGGAUCGGCAACUUAUCCUAACGGGCAGCAGUACCACGGUCUAUUUACCAAUGGUCGGAGAGAAGGCCGAGGGACUAUGUACUUCACUAAUGGGGCUGUGUACGAAGGUAGAUUUCGUGACGAUGCCAUCGACGGUCAAGGAACUAUG
Molecule: messenger RNA, 633 nt
Organism: Phaeodactylum tricornutum CCAP 1055/1
Lineage: Eukaryota; Bacillariophyta; Bacillariophyceae; Surirellales; Neidiaceae
Exons: 1
Source: RefSeq, a predicted model, not a curated record